AUGUCUGAAGCACCUGUUGCCGUCGAAGCCCGCGCUCUGAAUCUUGUAGAGCAGCGGGAGGAUGAUCCGAAUCUCGCUAAUCUCUCAUCGAUGGAUGAUUUCACAACCGUCAAGGACAUGGAUGAUUUUUAUAGGACCAUGAUGCACGGCAUGCUGUUUUUCUAUCGGUACCGUCGCAACGGAGACCGCUAUGCCAAUUCUGAAAUCUACCCAAAAGAAGUGCCCGCGCUAGUCAAGGCAGGAAAAGUCUUCAAGCCAUUGGACAUGAAUACGGAAAUUACUAUCACUGGAUGGCCUGAGGACCUGUACCCGUUUCACUGGAUUAUGCACCCGUAUCCUAGCUGGAUCAAGAGCGCAAAGCUCGAUUGGGCUGAUUCACCCGAAAAU
Molecule: messenger RNA, 387 nt
Organism: Mesorhabditis spiculigera
Lineage: Eukaryota; Metazoa; Nematoda; Chromadorea; Rhabditida; Rhabditidae
Source: the annotation of a GenBank genome assembly